CAGUCAGUCGUUAAUCUCAUUCAGUGAAAUUGACAUGAAACAUGGGGGAAUCCGCGUUUUCCGAAGACGGGAAAUAUUAUUCAAAUAUUAGUCAAGACGGCCGACUUAGAAUAUGGGACACAGAAACGAAUGUCCUAAAACAAGAGUACACUCCAGACCUCCACCUGACUUCUCCACCUUCAUGUCUAAAAUGGGUCUUUGUAGGCAUUUCUACCGGGACCCAGCCGAAAACAAAGCGGAAAUCUUCAGACAGCGAGACACAAUGUAUAGCGUUAGGGACGUCCAGUGGGAAAAUUCUAAUAUAUUCAGUGACACAGGCUAAAGUUGACCAUGUUUUGAAGGAGGAGAAAUCGGGAAACUUCAACAGUUUUAUAACAUCAGUAGAUUGGCACAGAAAAUAUGGAUUAUUCAGUUGUAAUAAGUCGAAUUACGUUUAUAAUUGGGACUUAAGUAAUGGAAAGAUUAGGAAUAAGUAUAAUGUUAUUUUUGAUAGUAAGAAUAAGCAAGGAAACAGUAUAAGUGCUAUAAAAAUCGUACCUCAUAAUUUGAAUACACCAGCGAGAUACCUCAUAACGGCAUCAUGGCAAGUCUGCCUGUGGCGGUUGCACAAUAACGAUGCGACCAUCGUGAGGAACCUCGGACACAACGCUACGCAGAACGCAUUACUUUCACUAUGCACACUCAACAAGUCUUGUUGGCUGAUUGUCGGAGCACUAAACGAACGUCUCCUAUCGUUCUGGGACGUAACCAUUGCGGAGGACCAGCCGCAAGUCAACGGUGAUCAAACACCGUCCAAGAAACAGCGGAAACUCUCUUCAUCAUCAUCACCUACGUACAACUUUGUGCUCGAGGACGCACCGAGAUACGUCGAUGUGACAGUGAGGGAAGACGAGAACGGAACGGCUCUGAAUAUUGGUGCGACAACUAGGAGCGGUGUUAUGCAUUAUUAUAAUCACAUGCUUAAUGGGGCGUCAGCGAAGCCAUUAAAACCGUCGGUCACUAUACAAGUGACGUCGCCGGCCGCCCAUCCCUUGCCGCUCCAAUGCUGUAAAGUGCUUAACUCGGACAUCCUAAUCGGAUAUAGCAACGGAACGGUGACAACUUUUGAGAGAAUCACGCCAGAAUUAAAAUCUAAAACGCAAGUUCUCAUACGCGGUGAUAGCGUUAAGAAGAAUAGAAGGAGCAGCACGAUUGAGAACAAGUUGAAACAAGACGACAGCGUGACGUACGUGGAGCCUAUGGGGGGGGUGGUGGGGAGGAAGCGGAGCGCUUCCGGUGGGCAGAUAGAAGUGCCGAUGGAGGCCCGUCUAGAAAACUUAGCGUUGGACCCAAAAAGCAGAAGUAAAGCCGCUGUCAACCAGAACCUUACGAAGCUACUGAUGCAAGGGUUACAUUCAAAGGACAAAGAAUUAACACAAAUGGUAUUACUGAAGAACGAUCCAGCUGUAGCUAAUCGCACCGUAGCUUCGCUGCCGGUGGAUUGCGUGCCUUUGUUAUUGCAACAUCUCCUCAUCAUGGCUAAUAGGAAAACGACGCAAUGUGCGUCAGUAUGUACGUGGAUAAAAGCCGUUGUGAGAUCGCACGCCGCGCUUCUAAUAGCUUCGUCUAGCUCAAACAACGCGGCCCAUAGUCAUUUAGCUCAAUUGCUGGCUGUUUUUACACAUAGACGCUCCCACCUCUGCCAAUUGCUGAAUUUGCGAGGUCGACUGGACCUCACCAUGUCUCAACGGAAGACGGACAAUGAACAUUCACAGGAGGCUGUGCUGGAAUAUAAUGAUGAUUCAACAUCAGAAGACAUGGAAGUUGAAAAAUACCAUUCUGACAGUGAUCAGUCGUGGGAUGAUGAGAGGGACAGGCCGGAUGAUGAAUCAGAUGAUGAGUGAUGAAUAUAUUAUAUGUUAUUUUUA
This is a messenger RNA of Amyelois transitella, 1907 nucleotides long. RefSeq names its product WD repeat-containing protein 43. The coding region runs from base 42 to 1883 and encodes 613 amino acids. The transcript has 11 exons. Gene Ontology annotation, molecular function: protein binding. NCBI's taxonomy places the organism in Eukaryota, Metazoa, Arthropoda, Insecta, Lepidoptera, Pyralidae. The record is from RefSeq and is a predicted model, not a curated record. Gene Ontology annotation, biological process: maturation of SSU-rRNA from tricistronic rRNA transcript (SSU-rRNA, 5.8S rRNA, LSU-rRNA). Gene Ontology annotation, cellular component: nucleolus.